UCGGACAUAAUUGAGCUUCUCUCUCUCUCUCUCUCUCUCUCAACUCUCUUUUGCUGCUUCUUUUGCAUUUUAAUACUUUCACUUCUUUAAAUCAUUCUCUGUUUGCCGAAUCUACAACCUGAGCUGACAAGAAUGGAAUAUACCACCUAAUCCUCCUACCACCCCUUGUUAUCUUUGGACCAACACACAUAUAUGAUCAUGUAGAAAUCGAGAGAUAGGGACAAGAUGAGUGUUUUGACUGUGAUGACCUUCAAUCUACAUGAAGAUCCGAAUGAAGAUAGUUCUAAUUCUUGGGAAAAGAGAAGAGAUUUGUGCAUAAGUGUUGUUACUAGUUAUUCUCCAAUGAUUCUCUGUACUCAACAAGGAGCUAAAUCACAACUGGAUUAUCUUCAACAGUGCUUGCCAGGUUAUGAUCAAUUUGGGAUAUCAAGAAAAGGACCUGAAGACACUUCAGAUGAACAUUGCACCAUCUUCUAUGAGAAGGAGAAGGUGGAGCUUCUUGAAGGUGGAACAUUUUGGCUGUCAGAGUCACCUUCUGUCCCUGGAAGCAUGUCGUGGGGUGCUGAAGUUCCAUGUAUUGCUACAUGGGUGAUAUUUCAACUGAAAGGAGUUGAGCCCCCUGGCUUUUCAUUCCAGAUAGUAAAUACUAACAUGGAUGAAUUCAGUCCUCGUGCACGGAGGCGGAGUGCUUUGCUUACAUGGCAGCACAUUGCAUCCUUACCACCUAACUUGCCGGUUGUUUAUUGUGGAGGGUUCAACACACAAAAGGAAUCAACCACUGGUCGAUUUCUUCUUGGGAGAUCAAGAGAGCAUGGUGUGGUGGGUGAUAUGAGGGAUGCAUGGCCUAAUGCCCGUGUGAGGAAAAAUGCUUCUCUUAUUCGCACUUUUCAUGGAUUUAAAGGUAACAAACAAGGAGCUCUUGAAUUCUUCAAGUUGGUUUUCAGAGCCUUGUGCCUUUGCUGGGAUCGCCAAACACAGGAUCUACACAUAGAUUGGAUUCUUUUCAGAGGGAGAUCUCUUGUUCCUGUUUUGUCUGAAGUGGUGAGUGAUAACAUUGAUGGACAAUAUCCAUCCUCCCACUAUCCAGUGUUUGCCGAGUUUCUGCUUCCUCGUGCUGUGAGAAUGGUUGACCCACCUGCUCAAGUGGAAAAUUGAUAUGCAUCUGUUUUUGAUCACCACCUCCCUGAUUUUCUCCUCGGACCAUUGAUAAAGUUAUGGGAUUUAGAAGAGUUUAAGCACUAUUUGUUUACUUGACUUGCUGUUGAAAGAUCUUCGCAUCGAUAGAGUAAUGGGAUUUAGAAGAAUUUAAACGCUACUUGUUUACUCUGACUUGGUGUGCGAAGAUCUUCAUGUCUCUCAGGUGCAUCGAAAGAGGUUGUGGUUCUCUUUUCGAGUAUUGGUUUAUGUAAUGUCACUUUGUCCUCGACUCCUUGGGUUUUAUUAAAUGGAGUUU
Messenger RNA from Fragaria vesca subsp. vesca, 1453 nucleotides. RefSeq lists its product as uncharacterized. The transcript has 7 exons. The coding region runs from base 226 to 1155 and encodes 309 amino acids. NCBI's taxonomy places the organism in Eukaryota, Viridiplantae, Streptophyta, Magnoliopsida, Rosales, Rosaceae. Gene Ontology annotation, molecular function: 3'-5'-RNA exonuclease activity. The record is from RefSeq and is a predicted model, not a curated record.